CACGGGGCGCGAGCAGGUAUUGGUCCGCUCCCCCCGGGGCGUGGGCGGGGCCGGGCCGCUUCCCGGAAGGCGGCGUGGGCCGGAGCCGGGGCCAUGAGCGGAGCGCUUCCAAACAAAGGACACAAAAAGAGAGAGGAAGAAAAAGGAGAAGAUUCCAUUGACACCGAAUGCAGCGAACUAGGAAACAUGGAUCUGAAAUUCAACUCCUCAAGGAAAUAUAUUUCGAUCAGCGUACCUUCCAAAUCGCAAGCCAUGUCACCUCAUAUCAAAUCAGUAGAUGACAUAAUCGUUCUCGGCAUGAAUCUCAGCAAAUUUAACAAACCCACUCAGUUUUUUAUUUGUGUUUCUGGAGUUUUUAUGUUUUAUCUAAUCUAUGGAUAUUUACAGGAACUGAUAUUUUCAGUGGAGGGUUUUAAGCCCUUUGGUUGGUACCUUACUUUAGUGCAAUUUGGGUUUUAUUCCAUUUUUGGACUAAUAGAACUGCAGCUUAUUCAGGAUAAAAGGAGACGAAUCCCAGGCAAAACCUACAUGAUAAUAGCCUUUCUAACUGUAGGGACUAUGGGUUUAUCAAAUACCUCCUUAGGAUAUCUGAAUUAUCCUACUCAAGUCAUCUUUAAGUGCUGUAAACUGAUUCCUGUUAUGAUAGGAGGAGUCUUUAUACAAGGAAAACGUUAUAAUAUUGCAGAUGUGUCUGCUGCAAUGUGUAUGAGUCUUGGCCUAAUAUGGUUUACUUUAGCUGACAGCACAAUCGCACCAAAUUUCAACUUGACAGGUGUGGUCCUUAUAUCCCUUGCUCUCUGUGCAGAUGCAGUUAUAGGAAAUGUGCAGGAAAAAGCUAUGAAGUUACACAAUGGUUCCAAUUCAGAAAUGGUUCUGUAUUCCUAUUCAAUAGGUUUUGUGUACAUUUUAUUGGGAUUGACAUGCACUAGCGGAUUAAGCCCUGCAGUAACAUUUUGUUCAAAGCAUCCAGUUCAGACUUAUGGUUAUGCAUUCUUUUUUUCCCUGACUGGAUAUUUUGGAAUAUCUUUUGUUCUAGCAUUGAUUAAAAUCUUCGGUGCCCUUCUAGCUGUAACAGUAACAACAGGAAGAAAAGCAAUGACCAUUGUGCUUUCUUUUUUGUUCUUUGCAAAGCCAUUCACAUUCCAGUACGUGUGGUCAGGUUUAUUAGUUGUCCUGGGUAUAUUUCUGAAUGUUUACAGUAAGAAUAUGGAUAAAAUCAAGCUGCCUUCGCUACGAGGUCUUUGGAACAAAACUGCGGAAGAAAGAAAGACACGGACGUUGUCACAAACUGUGUAGACAGUGGUUUUAUGCCAUGUCUUGAAUCUGACUUAUUUUAUUGGAACAGUCUUCAACUGGUUCACUUUCCACAGGGAACAUUAUUAAAACCAAAGGAGCUGAAGGCAUAUUGUCUGCUUGCAGAUGAUUUGACAUGAACAGUUUUAUGUGAGCCUUCUCUUCAGAGCACUUGAAUUCGUCAUAGGUGUUAUAUACCAUUGUCAGAAGGCAUUAUCAAGCCAAUGAAGGAAAGCAACUCCUGGCAGACUGCUGAAAAACUAUGCUCCAAAUGGGGGACAGUAGAAUAUUAUUUUGAGCAUUUUUAUCAUAUCAGAUGUGGCUGAUUUGAGAUGAGUGGUUGUUUGUUUUUAUUGUUGGGUUGGGAUUAUUUAAAAGUAAUAUUGUAUUAACACUUAAUGGAAGCUAAUCAGCUACUGAUUGACCAAAUUGAAAUUUUAAAGUUGGAAGAGGUAGAAUACGGUAUGUCAUGAUUUUUCAUUUUAAAUAAAAAUUCAGUUUAAGUUCUU
Molecule: messenger RNA, 1802 nt
Organism: Trachemys scripta elegans
Lineage: Eukaryota; Metazoa; Chordata; Testudines; Emydidae
Gene: SLC35B3
Product: solute carrier family 35 member B3
Exons: 10
Coding region: 94-1296 (400 amino acids)
Biological process (GO): transmembrane transport
Cellular component (GO): Golgi membrane; endoplasmic reticulum membrane
Molecular function (GO): 3'-phosphoadenosine 5'-phosphosulfate transmembrane transporter activity
Source: RefSeq, a predicted model, not a curated record